Molecule: messenger RNA, 1407 nt
Organism: Lingula anatina
Lineage: Eukaryota; Metazoa; Brachiopoda; Lingulata; Lingulida; Lingulidae
Product: P-selectin-like
Source: RefSeq, a predicted model, not a curated record
AUGUCUUUUUAUUUCCGAAGGUUGGGGAUAGACUUUCCCCAAGCUUUACCUUGUCCGGAUUUGAUCAUCGACCCGACAGGAAACUACAACUGCACAGGCAUCAGCGGAACUGUAGGAGAUUCUGUCACGUGUAGUUGUUAUCUUGGUUAUAUGUACUCUGACAACAGUAACAUCCGGGUCUUGGACUGCACCUUGAUGACUGAUAGUCCAGUGUGGUCCAACCGACUGGCAUCAUGCGGACGUACAACAGAGAUAUGCUCCCCGCCCACAAUUCCAACAGAAAACCACGUGACCGGAAACGUUUCAGGAGCAAUCGUCGGCGAUGUCAUCCUGUACGUUUGUGACCCUGGGUACGCAGUCCAAGCCGGCAACGCCUACGUGACCUCUGUUUCCGUUGAGUGCGUCAGUGCUAACAACACACAUGAAUUGGAGACAACUACGCCAUCUAGCGAAAACUCGUCCAGGUUACCAUGCCCGGAAUUGAUCAUCAACGAGACCGGAAACUACAACUGCACAGGCACCAACGGUACGGUUGGAGAUCUGGUCAUGUGCACAUGUUACCCUGGCUACGCAUUCAAUGAUAGCAGUAACAUCCGGGUAGUGAAUUGUACCUGGAUGACCGGCAAUCUUGUUUGGUCCAACCAACUGACGUCAUGCGAACCCCAGCCCUGCCCAAACAUCUCCACUGUUGUUACCCCCGAUCACCAUGUGACCUAUGAGGACUCCGGCCCGGUGACUGUGGGACAAAACAUCACCGUGAGAUGUGAAGGUGGUUAUGCACUGAGCGCUGAAAACCACACAGAUACCGUUCAAACCCUCGAAUGCGGUGCCAACGGGCCUUCGUCCGCUGCCUGGUGCAGUGUGGUAACGCCUUGUAUAGCUCUUCCCUGUCCAUUAAUUGAACUAACAUCAGCGAACCACUUGGUGAUGGCCAACCAUUCAGGCUUUCUGGGGGACAGAAUAACGUUUGAGUGCGAGGCCAAUUACACGUUACCAGGAUUUGUGACUACACUGGAAGUGAAUUGCAGUUGGGACGGUUUGUCCACCAGUUGGUCUCAGCCUGUACCGACAUGUGUGGCCAUUUGUGCUCCACCAAUGAGUCCAAAAGAGAACCACGUGACCGGAAAUGUUUCACGUGCACUUGUCGGUGACAUCAUCCUAUACGUGUGUGAUCCUGGAUACGUUGUUCAAACUGGUGGCGUUUACGCGACCUCUGUACCUGUGGAGUGUGUCAGUGUAAACUCUACGCCAUCUAGCGGAGAUCUGCCCAGUGAUAGUGCUGUUUGGGAAUCCGCUCCCCCCAUGUUACCCAUGUCCUCCAAUCACCACUUCGAAUUGGAACCACGCCCAUGUGAGCGGCAACUUGAAUACGUCAAGGGUUGGAGAUCAAGUAGACGUCUCCUGUGA